Papaver somniferum (opium poppy) is the source of this 1104-nucleotide messenger RNA. RefSeq lists its product as uncharacterized. The coding region runs from base 1 to 1104 and encodes 367 amino acids. NCBI's taxonomy places the organism in Eukaryota, Viridiplantae, Streptophyta, Magnoliopsida, Ranunculales, Papaveraceae. The record is from RefSeq and is a predicted model, not a curated record. The transcript is spliced from 2 exons.
AUGCCUGAAUCAGAUCAAUCCUCCCCAAACUCUCCAGUUCACAACUCAAACCAAACCAAUAACAACAACUCCCGCAUCCUUGAUCCCUAUGUUAUACACCCUAGUGAUAAUCCAUCUAUUAUUCUGUUCUCUCCAUUGCUUCAAGUUGAUAACUAUGGUGCCUGGGUUCGAGGAAUUACCAAAGCGUUGAAUGCCAAAGGAAAGCUGGGAUUUGUUGAUGGCUCCUUACCACCCCCAGAAGAUGAUCUCACGCAUCGCUGCUGGAAACGUUGUGAUGACCUAGUGGGAAGCAGGAUUUUAAAUUAUGUCCAUCCAGACAUCCGUGAAAGCUGUCUCUAUACAGCUUCUUCUCAUGCUAUAUGGAAGGACUUACAGGUACGGUUUUGUGUAUCUAAUGAUCCAAUUCUAUUUCUUUUGAAAUCAGCAAUUGCUUCCAUCAAGCAUGAAUCUAUGCCUGUUUCACUCUACUAUACAAAGAUUAGAACCCUUUGGGAUCAGUAUGAUUCUCUGGUCGCUUCUAUGGAAGCUUGUAUUUGUGGUGCUGGAAAACACAUGUUGGAAAGGCUGGAAAGAGAUCGUGCCAUGGAGUUUUUGCAGGGACUCCAUGAUAGGUUCUCCAAUCUUCGCAGCCAAAUAUUGACUACGGAUCCCUUCCCUACUGCUCUGCGCAUCUUCAACCUGGUUCAACAGGAAGAAGAACAACAACACAUAACUGUUGCUCCCUUUCCAACUGUUGAAGCUGCUGCUCUCAACUCCAAUCGACACUUUCCAUCAACCUCUCGUGCUCCGGUAAGCCAGAACAAACGCCGGCGCCUACACUGCGAUUACUGCAACAAACACGACCAUGUUCGAGACAAAUGCUACCGCCUGCAUGGUUUUCCUACCACCAACAGUUCUCAGCCUCCAGACAACAAUAAUCUGCAAAUCACUGCUGCUGGUACAGCCGUUCCAGCUGAUACAUCUGCCAUUCAGCAAGCUUUCCCAACAUUGUCUGCUGAUCAAUAUGCUCGUCUUCUAGCUUUGAUCGACCCUGCACCAGAAUCUGCACAGGUUGAACCACGUGCCAACUUUGCAGUCUUUGAUUCAAAUGCAAUUACCGGAUAG